Molecule: messenger RNA, 764 nt
Organism: Psylliodes chrysocephalus
Lineage: Eukaryota; Metazoa; Arthropoda; Insecta; Coleoptera; Chrysomelidae
Source: the annotation of a GenBank genome assembly
UCAGGAACCCAUAGUGUUUACCCGUAUUUAACUAGGUAAAAAACGUCAAUGAUUUGACAUUACCCAAAUACCAUUCUUAAAGUCAGAUGCCGUAGAUAUUUUUUCGGGCUACAAAUUGACUAUUCAAAAAAAUGUUACCAUCCCACAAUGUAAAUGCCAUCAAAAGUUCCGUAAAAAGAAGAUUUUUUAAUAGGAACAUCUCUAUUCACUCACCUUGUCUGGAAAAAGCCACCGAUCCAAUUCAACAACUGUUUAUUGAUAAAAUUAGAGAAUAUAGGGUCAAAAGCAACGGAGGUAAAAACCUAGUUGAACCAACUAAAGAGCUGCAAGAUCAGUUAAGGACUCAAUUAAGAAGUAUAACAAAACAAUAUCAGUCAGGUAAGAAAAAAAUAGAUUUGAACAAAUUCCCUACAUUCAAAUGGGUAGAUCCUAAAAUAGACUCAAUUUUUCUUGAACCUGAACCUCAACCAGGGAAAAAAGUAGAAACUAAAACUGAAACGAAAGUGGAAGUGAAAACUGACACAAAAACUGUAGCAAAAACUGAAACAAAACCUGAAGCAAAAACUGAGGCAAAAACUGAAACCAAAACUAAAACCAAAACAGAAACCAAAACAGAAACCAAAACUGAAACCAAAACUGAUACCAAAACUGUAGCAAAAGCUGAAGAAAAAACUGAAGAAAAAAGUAAAACAAAAACUGUAGCAAAAACAGAAAACCAAAAGCAAUCUGAUAAAAAAACAGACGAGGAGAAGAAAAAGAAGUAA